Molecule: messenger RNA, 1366 nt
Organism: Colossoma macropomum (tambaqui)
Lineage: Eukaryota; Metazoa; Chordata; Actinopteri; Characiformes; Serrasalmidae
Gene: popdc3
Product: popeye domain containing 3
Exons: 3
Coding region: 183-1094 (303 amino acids)
Cellular component (GO): sarcolemma
Molecular function (GO): cAMP binding
Source: RefSeq, a predicted model, not a curated record
GGGCGCAGAUCAGAAUCAGACUGUGACAUUUUCGGACACAAGACGAGCAGUUCCUCCAGCACAGCCUUUGCUCUUUCUGAGGACGAAACGGACUCUAACGCCUUAUCUCUGGACAGAAUGUGAUUACUGCGCUGGUCUUCCGUAUUCAGUCCGGAUCACUCGUGGAGAUUAUUUUUCUGACCAUGGAUCCUCCGUCUCUCUCGGGAAGCGCUAACUACUCCGUGAGCGACCACCCUCUGUGCUCAGAGUGGCAGGAAGCCCCUGAGGGCGCCGUAUUCCACCUGGCGCACAUCCUGCUGGUGCUGGGCUUCAUGGGCGGCAGUGGUUUUUACGGUCUGCUCUACAUGUUCAGUUUCCUGGCGCUGGGCUUCCUGUGCUGCUCUCUGCACGCCUGGUCGGAGCCGUGCGCCCCGGACGCCUCCGCGUGGCCCUGCGCGCUCUCCGUGCUGUGCGUGGCGCAGGCGCUGCACGUGGCGCACCGCGCGCGCAGCGUGGCUUUCGGCGGAGAGCUGCAGGAGCUGUACGCGCGCAUGUUCAGGAAGCUGGGGGUCUCCCUCACACACUACGGAGAGAUAGUGGCGUGCUGCGAGGGUCAGAUCCAAACCAUGGAGAAAGACCACUUCUUCGCCAUCGAGGGCAAAACUCCCAUCGAUAAACUGUCUGUGCUCCUGUCAGGCAGAGUGCGGGUGUCAGUGAACGGGGAGUUUCUACACUACAUCCACCCCUUCCAGUUCCUGGAUUCUCCAGAGUGGGAUUCCCUCAGACCCUCAGAGGAGGGAGUGUUUCAGGUGACGCUGAGAGCGGACAGUCGGUGUAGGUAUGUGACGUGGAGGCGUAAGAAGUUGUAUCUGCUCUUUGCUCAGCAUCGCUACAUCGCACGGAUCUUUGCACUGCUGGUGCGCAACGACAUCGCGGACAAGCUUUUCUCUCUGAACACAGCGGCGCUGGACGGGCGAGGCUUCAGAUACGAUCUCCGCUUACCCAGCUUCUGCCACGGGCCACAUUUAGAAAGGACAGGUGCUGUUCCCCCUCCGCGCCCGAGCAGGAACAGGAACAAGAGUGUCAUCACCAAGCCAGUGGACAGCAAGUCUUAAAAAGCCUGGUACUUUGGUACUUAAUGGUCCUUAUUUACUUAAAUUGUGUUUUCAUAUUGUUAUUUCAAGGUGUUAAAUGUUCAAUUCGUUUAUUCUGAUCCAACAAACAUGAACAGUUUUUUGGACUCAUUUCCAGGGUGAAAUAAAUUUGUCUAAAGUUGUCAUUAUGCACAUUGUCUUAGUACCUGUUAAAGAUAAAUGUCUAUAUUUGUGUAGCUCCUGCCCUUACAGAUCUGUUACAUCCCAAAUAAACGUGCUUUUGUAGUCUUUUA